CGCAAAGGGGAGGUCAAGUCAUUCAGUGGGUCAGGUGAUUCCCGGUCGGGUUCAGUUCAUGUUGAGGACUCGCCACCGCCAUGUCCGGGCUUGCGCUGCUGUAUUCCGGGCUGGGGUUGACCGCGGCCGCCGCCAUCACCGGCAUCGGAAUCUGCUACACAAUAUUUGACCUUGGCUUCCGUUUUGAUGUGGCAUGGUUCCUGACAGAGACUUCACCAUACCUGUGGUCCAACCUGGGCAUUGGGCUGGCCAUCUCUAUGUCAGUGGUAGGCGCAGCCUGGGGCAUUUACAUUACUGGAUCCAGCAUCAUCGGCGGUGGUGUCAAAGCACCUAGGAUCAAAACCAAAAAUCUGGUCAGCAUCAUCUUCUGUGAAGCUGUGGCCAUCUAUGGGAUCAUCAUGGCCAUUGUGAUCACCAACAUGGCUGAGCAAUUCACUGGCAGAACUCCUAAGGAUAUUGGUUCCCGGAACUAUCAUGCAGGUUACUCCAUGUUUGGGGCAGGCUUGACUGUGGGCCUGUCCAACCUCUUCUGUGGUAUUUGUGUGGGCAUUGUGGGCAGUGGUGCAGCAUUGGCAGAUGCCCAGAAUGCCAGCCUCUUUGUCAAGAUCCUCAUCGUGGAAAUCUUUGGCAGUGCCAUUGGACUCUUUGGCGUUAUCGUGGCUAUCCUGCAGGUGUCUAAGGUGAAAAUGGGUGACUAAGCCCUUUGCUACCUGUCUGUCUGCCAACUGCAGAUUCUGUACAUAUUUAUUUAAUGUCUUCUGUUGGCUUGGGGUGGAGCUUGGUGUAUAAAUUUAUUCCUGUGAUCUUCACCUGCUGGGCCAUGGAAGAACUCGACCAAUUGAUGUGUAUGUGUGAGAAUCUGUCCUCCUUUUCUCCCAUCCUUUCCCACUCCUCUUCCCCUGAAGAAAGGAGCUGGAUAUAUGUAGGUAAAAGGAGCCUAAAGUCCUCCAGCCCUUGUACUCCUUAUGGCACUCCUUAUUAACAACUGCAAUGCCAUGUCCUGUGAAAUAAACGCAUUUGUGUCCAAAGUAGUUGCCCUUGUGUGCCCCCUGCUGCUGUGCCCCUCCUAUGACUCCAGUUCCUGCUGGCUCUGAUGGUCCACAUUUUCUGGAAUAGCUAGUGGUACUGGCUAAAGUCUUGGCUCUGCGGACUGUAGAAGGUGCCCUCCUAGAAAAAUCUGGUCCAUACUGAAGGAGCUGAAAGUGGUAAUUUUUGGAGUUCUCUGAAGCAUCACAAAUGAUUGGUUUUAUUAAAAUUAAUGAUGGGAAAUA
Messenger RNA from Rhineura floridana, 1271 nucleotides. RefSeq names its product ATPase H+ transporting V0 subunit b (gene ATP6V0B). Gene Ontology annotation, biological process: proton transmembrane transport. NCBI's taxonomy places the organism in Eukaryota, Metazoa, Chordata, Lepidosauria, Squamata, Rhineuridae. The transcript has 8 exons. Gene Ontology annotation, molecular function: proton-transporting ATPase activity, rotational mechanism. Gene Ontology annotation, cellular component: proton-transporting V-type ATPase, V0 domain. The record is from RefSeq and is a predicted model, not a curated record. Bases 81 to 698 code for a protein of 205 amino acids.